CCCCUAUGUGCUUCAUUGUUUCCUAGAAACGUUUAUAUACCGGUCGUUCUCUGCCUUCUUCAUGCUUUUUUUUUUUUUAUUCUACAGCCACACUCAUCCAUCUCCACUCUUUUCUUCCACCGAACGGACACUACCUCUUCUUCCAAAGAACUCAUAUCUCCUCUCAAAAACAAACAACAAUGGCCAACCCCACUGUCAACGUCUACCUCGACAAGCAAGAGUACGGAAAGGACAGGGUCCGUCUGCUCAAGGUCCAUCGCGACUCCAAGGUUCAUCGAGUCGACGAUCUCACGAUCCGCUGCCUUCUCUCCGGCGCCUCCUUCACGACCUCCUACACAGAGGCCUCGAACAAGGCCGUCGUCGCAACGGAUUCCGUCAAGAACACCUGCUAUGUCCUCGCCAAAUCCUCCAAGGUCGUCGACACGCUCGAACUCUUCGCUGCCGAGAUCGCCAACCAUUUCCUGAACACCUACGCCUGGGUCGAGGGCGCUCAUGUCACGAUCAUCCGCCACCGCUGGGCCCGCAUGAUCAUCGACGGCAAGCCCCACACACACUCUUUCUGGCGUGAUGGUGAUGAGACCCGUCAGACCGACAUCUUCAUCAAGCGUGGCGCCAGCGGCCGCCGAUCCGUCGAGCUCAAAUCCGCGAUCGCGGGAUUGUUGGUUCUCAAGACCACAGGUUCGUCGUUCGAGGAUUUUGUGCGCGACGAGUACACGACCUUAGCCGAAGCCAAGGACCGUAUCCUCUCGACCUGUGUCGAUGCGAACUGGGAGUUCAAUGUGCCCUCGGCCUCGACCGAGAACCUGUUAUCGAACAUGGCCCAGAUCCCAUUCAACAAGAUCUAUGACUCUGUAAGGGAUGUGACCUGCAAGACCUUUGCCGAGGACGAGUCGGCCUCGGUCCAGGCGACGCUCUACAAGAUGGCGGCCCAGUCGAUCCAGAACUGGAAGUGGUUGGACCGUGUCUCGUACGCAUUGCCCAACCGUCAUUUCUUUGCGGUUGAUUUGAGCUACUUCAGGGGCACGAAGAACUUGGCGGAGCAUGCGGAUGUCUACCAGCCCCUCUCCGACCCUUCGGGCUUGAUCAGCGCGACCGUCGCACGCGCUCCUGAUACCUCUGCUCGUCUGUAAAAGAUUGCGGUUUUUUUCAUAUUAUUUUUCAGCGAGAUCUAGACCAUGCUGAUUAUUUUCGUGGGUAGAAGUAGCGGAGGAGCAAAACGCAUACAUUAAAAGCAUACCAGUGUAAAUACUUAUCACAACUUCA
Molecule: messenger RNA, 1263 nt
Organism: Gamsiella multidivaricata
Lineage: Eukaryota; Fungi; Mortierellomycota; Mortierellomycetes; Mortierellales; Mortierellaceae
Exons: 1
Coding region: 180-1130 (316 amino acids)
Biological process (GO): urate catabolic process; purine nucleobase catabolic process
Cellular component (GO): peroxisome
Molecular function (GO): urate oxidase activity
Source: RefSeq, a predicted model, not a curated record